Molecule: messenger RNA, 2788 nt
Organism: Meriones unguiculatus (Mongolian gerbil)
Lineage: Eukaryota; Metazoa; Chordata; Mammalia; Rodentia; Muridae
Gene: Exd1
Product: exonuclease 3'-5' domain containing 1
Exons: 12
Coding region: 252-1964 (570 amino acids)
Biological process (GO): nucleobase-containing compound metabolic process
Molecular function (GO): 3'-5' exonuclease activity; nucleic acid binding
Source: RefSeq, a predicted model, not a curated record
CGGGCGGACAGACCCCGCCCCCGGCCCCACGGCCGCCGCCGGCCUUAAAGCGGCGAUGCCACCGUGGCGCUAGCGACCUGCGCUUAAAAGGGCAGCGCCGCCAAGCAACCGUCCUCAGACUAGUCGGGGCGCACACCCCACCGAGGGGCCGGCGGGCUUCUCACCGGACUCCCCACGCCGGCAAGCCCGCCCCACAGGUGUUUGCAUGCGUAGGGAAGAGUCUUUGAAAGCUGCUUUUGGAAUGAACAAGCAUGGAUCCCAGCAGUGACUACCACUUCCUCAACCAGAUUUUGUGGAGAAGAGUGAAGCUCACGUUGGUUUCUGGCAUCUUUGAGGGCGUGCUCCAGCAUGUGGACCCUAACAAGAUUGUGGUCCUGAAAAACGUGAAGAAUGUGGAGACAGGCCGGAGUGUCCCAGGAGUGAAGAUGUUUUUUGGGCAUGAGAUAUUGAAUGUGGAACUAACGGAAGAAGCAGAAGGUGGAUCGGGAGAAAAGGCGUCCUUUGUUAGCAUAAAUACAGAAAGAGCUGGAAUAGAGAAAAUGAAAAACGAAGACUUAAAUUUAUGUGAGCCUGCUUCCCCUGCGCCAGAGGUGCCAACCAGCUCUCCACUCGGUGACCUCAAAUACUGCCCAUCAGAAGAAGAGGAGGUAACGUACACAGUCAUUGAUCAGUUCCAGCAGAAGUUUGGUCCUGCGAUACUCCACAUCAAGAAGCAGAGUGUCCUGAGUGUUGCUGCAGAAGGAGCUAACAUGUGUCGCCAUGGGAAACUCUGUUGGCUUCAGGUGGCCACAAACAGCCGAGUUUACUUGUUUGAUAUUUUCCUUCUGGGAAGUCGUGCUUUCAACAAUGGACUUCAGAUGAUCUUAGAAGACAAGAGAAUCUUAAAGGUUAUCCACGAUUGUCGCUGGCUUUCUGACUGCCUGUCUCAUCAGUAUGGAAUCAUGCUGAACAAUGUGUUUGACACACAGGUUGCUGAUGUCCUUCAGUUUUCCAUGGAAACGGGUGGCUUUCUUCCAAAUUGUAUCAGUACUUUGCACGAGAGUUUAGUCAGACACCUUAAAGUCACCCCUAAGUACCUCUCCUUUUUGGAAGAAAGACAAAAGCGCAUUCAGGAAAAUCCAGAAAUAUGGUUGACAAGACCUCUUCCGCCCUCCUUAUUGAAAAUCUUGGCCCUGGAGACAACCUACCUGCUUCCACUUCGCCUUGUGCUCUUGGAUGAGAUGAUGUCAGACUUAACCAUGCUGGUGGACGGGUACCUGAACACCUACCGAGAAGGCUCUGCAGACCUGCUUGCGGGCGCAGAGCCUGCGUGUAUGGAGCUGCCCGCAGAGCUUCUUCAACUCCAGGACUUCCAGAAGCAGCGCAGAGAGAUGGCUGCAAAGAAGUACAGAGCGAAUGCACAGGGCCUCCUAAUAAGGACGGUGCUGCACCCCAAGGAGCCAGUGGCUCCCAUAGCAGGGAAGGAGGACCGAGUCAGAGGUGUCCUGUUUUGUAAGACCUCUGGUGUAGACAAAGCCCCACACUUCGUGUGUCACGAAGCUCAGAAGGACGAGGAUUUUCUGGAUAAAGAAUCUAAACAAACCACAGCAACAUCUCAAGUUCUGCCUCCCAUGAAGGAAGGCGAAGCCAGUGAGGAUCCUGAGAACAAACCAGUGUAUCAGGAGUCAGGGGACCCCAAAGACUCGAGAACCCAGAAAGCCUACCCACUGGCCCCCUCACAGGAGCUCCACUCUCAUUUCUCUUUGAAAGAGGAGAUAGAACAGUUGCUGAUGGUCGAAAAUAAGGGAGCUUUAACAAGCCCACAGCAAGACACUUUGAUGUCAUCCACUGUUCCUCAAGAAGCCUGGGUGGCCCCGAGUAACACCUUCCAUCUUCCUGAAAGAGCUGUGGCUUCCACACUUCCACCCUGUCCAGCCCUGGAGAAAAUAGAUUCCUGGAUAAGUCCGUCUCUCAAUCUGUUUUAGGAUUUAAAGUCUGAUGCUGAGGCCAUUACGGGUUCUCAUCUACCUUGCCAACAGAGUUGUCUGAGUUUCUCAUGAGAUAGGUUGCUGAGGUCUCAGCCACAGGCUUCUGGGGAAAUGAUGGCCUUAGAUUUCAUGCUGAAUCCUGGUGUCCGGAUUAGGAGGGAACAAAUAAGUGAAAUAAUGGGCGAAGUCAAACUUCUGAUUCUGUCAGUCCAUGAGGAAAUAGUCCCAGUAGCCUGAGUAAUUCUCAUAAUUUAGGUUUAGAGGUUUUGAAGAGGAGGGGAAACAAAAGCUCGGGCUCAGCAUCUGGAAGGAUCUGGUUUAGGGUGCUGUAGGCAGCUCCUGUGGAGGCAGGGAGCUGGUGCAGCCACGUAGCCCUCUGCUUCAGUCUGCAGCAUCACCAAAACCAAAAGUCUUUGUGGACUGCUUAGGUUUAGCUUUGGUUUCUGCCCUUUGGAUUGCAGUAGAUCUAAAAACCCCUACUUAAAGUUUUAAAAGUCGUCUUUCUUUUCUCAAAAUAUUACUCGAAUUGUGAAUUUGUAUGUAUUGUAUCCUAGCAAAGAAGAGGUAAUAUAGGGUUCUGUCUCUCAAUUUUCUUUAUAUUUCAUUAACCUGAAGGCUUUGUUCACUCUGCUAACAAAGCAGGGAUCAGACUUCUUUGUUGUUAUUCCCUCCACGCAAAUGUAAGACUUGAGCUCAUUGUAUUUGCCUAGAGCUGUCUUACUUUCUUAAAGGGGGAACAACUCCACACAGGAGGGCCGUUUGUGUUGAGUGCUCGCCAGUCACCCUUACUCUUGUGUAAAACAACCAAUAAACCUGUUUUG